Molecule: messenger RNA, 1176 nt
Organism: Plenodomus lingam JN3
Lineage: Eukaryota; Fungi; Ascomycota; Dothideomycetes; Pleosporales; Leptosphaeriaceae
Molecular function (GO): methyltransferase activity
Source: RefSeq, a predicted model, not a curated record
AUGGCGAAGCUUCCAAAGCCGCCAAAGGCCUUUUCCGCAAAACCAGCCGCAUUGCCUACGCAGCGGACCUUGCCACUGCCCUUGCAACAACAACGCAUACAACAGCAGCAGCAAUGGCAACAACAACAACAACAGCAGCAAAGACAGCCACAGCGCCCAGCUGUCGAGCCAUUGCUACACCGGCCCGAGCGCACGCCACAAGAAAACAUUAGGAAAGCCUGGGAGGCGCGACCCAGACUCUCAGACCUGCAGAAACUCUCUGACGAAGAAAUCAACUCAGCACAUCACCAGGCCAAGGUGAACAAAUGGCGGCAACGAGCUUUCUUUGGCGUCAGCCUCGCUGCCUUUGGGCUGGGCAUGUAUGGCGUCAUGCUCUAUGUCUCGUUGAAUACUGAAGUUCCUGUCGUGGACCUCGCUGAGGAUCUCUCUGACAGGUUCGACAAGGAAGCCGAUGGCUACGACGAGAAGGUCAGCCUGGCGGAAAAAACGAUGCUCCUCAACUGGAGACGCAAGAAGCUCACGCAAAUGGCGAGGGGACAUGUGCUGGAGGUGGCAGUCGGUACAGGCAGGAACAUUCCGUACUACAACACAAAGCACUGCGCAACGGUCACCUUGCUCGACCAAAGCGGGCCUAUGCUCGCUGUUGCGAAGCGCAAAUGGAAUGAUACACACAAGGAGUACUUUAGCCGCACCUUCUUCAAGCAGCAAUCCGCACUCGACCCCAUCAUACCACCUUGGGACGCCCAACAAGGUUAUGAUACAGUGAUACAGACCAUGGGUCUCUGCUCGACGCCAGAACCCGUGAAGCUGCUCCAAAACAUUGAAGCGUCUACAAACGAAGACGGGCAGAUACUGCUACUAGAGCACGGCAAGUCGCAUUACGAUUGGCUGAACAAGAUACUGGACAAGACAGCGCCUGCACACGCGAAUGAACAUGGCUGUUGGUGGAACAAGGACAUUGGGCAGAUUGUCGAGGAGAGCGGGUUAGAGGUCGUAAACAUGAAGCGAUACAACCUGGGCACCACGUGGUGGCUCGUGUUGAAGCCGCGCAAGGGCAUGCGGAAAAAGCUCGCCGACAAAGUGGCAGCCGCAGUCGAGCAGUCGGCUGGGGCACAGGCUACGCAGCCCGAGGGGACUGUCACACAAUCAAAGUCGUGGUGGCCGUUCUGGCGAUGA